AAAACACAGAGAAAAAACAGAAAUAUGUGGACCGAAUGGCUUGAAAAAGAUUUUUGGGUUGUGGGGUACAGAGGAAUCCAAGUCCACAAGAAUUGAGCUAUGAACCUCAAUUCCCCACACAUAUCCAUCACUGACUCUCUUUCUUUCAACCUUUUGGGAGAGAAAGAGUGAUUGGUUGAUGAUGAAGACUGAAAGAUGAAGGAAAGCAAGAAUUACUUGUUAUGCAUGUCUCAUGGCCUGUCAAUCUGCUUAUUAUGCUUUUUCACCAUCACCAAACAGGGAUUUACCCAUCAACAACUCAACCAGUUCCAAAAGAUCCAAACCCAUUGUUCUUUCUUGCAUUACCAACUCUAGAGCUUCAUUCAACACUCUUCUUUCUCAGGCAGUUAGGCAGUUGGUUCCUCCAGCAAGAUUUGAAGCUUCAAAGCUAGAAGUUGUUUUAAUGGGAGAACAGAUGAACAAAUAUUCUGGAAUUAUUCCUAGAACUUACAUACUAUCUCAUUGCGACUUCACAGCAAACCUAACAUUAACUAUCUCCAAUGUGAUUAACCUUGAUCAGUUACGAGGGUGGUAUAGCAAGGAUGAUGUGGUUGCUGAAUGGAAGAAACUAGAGGGGCAAUUGGGUUUGCAUAUUCAUUGCUAUGUGAGUGGUCCAAAUCUUAAACUAGACCUUGCUGCUGAGUUGAGAUACCAUAUAUUCUCCAAGGAAAUGCCUUUGGUACUUGAAGCCAUAUCACAUGGAGAUUCAGUAAUUUUCAGAGAGAAUCCUGGGCUGAUGGAUGCUUUGGUUUGGGUAUAUUUCCAUUCUAGCUCACCUAAGUACAAUCGCCUAGAGUGUUGGGGACCGCUCAAGGACGCUGCGCAGGGGAGACGGGGAGAUCAUUUUCAAGCCUUUUUAACAGCAAGUAAAGAUGGUUCCACUGCUUCCAAGAAGUGGAAAGGACCAAAAUCCAUUUUUCAAGCCCUUUUUGCCUUCCUUCUUUGAAGUGCUAAGCUUGCAUAUAAUUGCAAUGGCUAAUUUUCAUGGCCAAAGUCAAGGAAGCUGCUCUGCUCUGCAUAUAUAACAGAACCAACCACCAGAAUGCUCAUUGGUAAGACACAAAAGGCGAAGUUCUAGUUGCAUUAAAACAAGGAUUGUUUGAUUCUUUUGCAAAUAACACAUUUGUUUUUAUUGGAAAAUAUUGAUUCCCAAUUCUUGUGCAACUAAACAUUUGUUCCCAUUUGUUUAUCAAUGGCUCAUGUUUUUGUCGCUUUGUAAUUGAAAACACUUCCUCCCCAUUCAAGUCUUAUAAUUCUCUCUC
Molecule: messenger RNA, 1301 nt
Organism: Jatropha curcas
Lineage: Eukaryota; Viridiplantae; Streptophyta; Magnoliopsida; Malpighiales; Euphorbiaceae
Product: STAY-GREEN-like protein
Source: RefSeq, a predicted model, not a curated record